Messenger RNA from Fopius arisanus, 2405 nucleotides. RefSeq names its product T-complex protein 11-like protein 1. The coding region runs from base 350 to 2014 and encodes 554 amino acids. Lineage: Eukaryota; Metazoa; Arthropoda; Insecta; Hymenoptera; Braconidae. Gene Ontology annotation, biological process: signal transduction. The transcript has 7 exons. The record is from RefSeq and is a predicted model, not a curated record.
CAAUGGAGGCCGUAACCUCUGGCGAUUGUCACCAUCAAAGUUCAUCUGCUCUAAAAUACUGUCGACGUAAUUACUCUUUUCUCUCAAGAUGAAGUAGAUAAAUUGAAAUUCAUCAGGAUUCACCAAUUAUUUUAGACCGAAUCAGAAAGUUUGAGGAUCUGGGUGCUUGAAGUUAUGGUCGUGGGUCCUUGGAGGAAACUUCUCGUGGAAACAAAGGAAAUCCUGGAAGUAUUUAUGGGCAUCGAAGGACGAUCUCGGGGACAGUGAAUCAGGAAACAACUGGAGAAGGCCAAGGAUGUCGAAUCAAGUGCAACGACUGGUGAACUGUCCCUCGUGAUUCCCUUUUUUGAUGAGAUACUGCAGUGGCUGCAGGAACAGUGGGUGUUCUUUUUAUAGACAACAUCGACCUCUUUUCUGUGUACGAAUCGGAGAGUCGAUCAGUUCAACUCUGGACGUUCUUCUGGUUACUCUUUCUCUGAUCUUCAAUUUAUUGUAUAAUUGCAAAAUGGAUAAUGAUGAAGAGCAGAAGAACAGUAUGGAGGAUCCUGGCCCCUCCCUGAACCAUCAGCCAUCAUCUCCAAAUAGUCCUGGUGCCUCUAACAACUCGGGAAAACAAUGGGUCUCAAAUUUCAUGGCUGGAGCAUCCCCGCCAAAGUUUGUAUCUCUGGAGGAAAUUGUCCAGGCAGCUAAUGGGAUGAAGAAUAUGGCACUGGCCCAUGAAAUUGCUGUUGAUAAGAACUUCCAGCUUCAGCGACUGGAGCCAGAGGAGAAUAGUAUCCAGAAACAGGUGAAGGAGGUGAUGCACAAGGCCUUCUGGAACAUUUUGUCUGGUCAAUUGAGUGAGGAUCCACCGCAGUACACACACGCCCUCGUGCUACUCAAAGAAAUACGUGAAUCUUUGGAAGAACUGGUCCUGCCGCACCACACGAAAAUUCGUGACAAUCUGCGUGAAGUCCUGGACAUUGAUCUCAUAAAGCAGCAAGCGGAGAAAGGAGUCUUGGACUUUAGUAAGUACUCACAGUAUGUCCUCUCUGUGAUGAGUAAGGUGUGUGCACCAGUGCGAGAUGAGAAAAUUCGUGAAUUGGGUGAAUGCACCGACGUCGUGGAAACGUUCAAAGGGAUUAUGGAAACGAUUCAGUUGAUGAAACUCGAUCUCGCAAAUUUUACAAUCUCGAUGAUGAGACCUAAUAUCGUAGCGUCUAGUAUUGAAUACGAGAAAGCCAAAUUCGCUGAGUUUCUCAAGGUGACAACGGAUGGACUCCAGUUCACCAGGUUGUGGCUGCUCAAGCAUCUGGAUGAGGCCAAAGUCCAAGCUGCUGGGGCUGAUCCCAAUGGAGUUAAACAAAUCACUCAUUAUCUGCUUGCUGAGGCUUAUCUCGAUUUACUUAACUGGGAUUCUAGUCCUGAGGCUGAGACCCUCAUGUUGGAUCAGGGUCGCCUUUUAGAACUCAGAGACAAGAUAAAUCAUCUAGCUAUCGUUGGUUCUACACUUCUACUGUGUAGUAAUACUGUGGGAGCACCUGUUCAAGGAGUUGCAGCCUUCAAGAAAAAUGUGAAGGAACAUCUGAAUAUUCUCUUGGAUUCUGUGCAUUCUAACAAGGCUUUAGCGGAAGUUAUGCCGAAUAUUGUACUUCAAGUUAGAGAAGAUGUGAAAGCUACUUUGAGUCAAGUUGGUGCACCACAGCUAACUGCAGACGUUGAAUCUAUUCUUCAGGGACAAAUAAUGGAUCUUGUGAAUGAAGAUCAUAAAAUUCGGCAACUCGUCAACUUGAGGAUACGACAAUUCCUCCAGAAAAUAAUUCUGAGCCAAACAGCAGUGCCGACUCAAGUGCCUCCCGGCUUGUCCUCCCUCCAGGAGGAAUUAGCAGCAGUAGCUGCACGAUUCUUCAUAAUAGUUGCCCACAAUCGCAGUGUCUUCGGUGACUAUUACCAAGAGAUCGUAGCAACUGAAAUAGCUCGGAGAAAAUCCACCCUGGGAUCGUCUGACAACGUCACCGAUGGAAUGGAUGCUUAAUUAUUACGCAUAAAUGUCUGCAAAUACUAUUUACUGCAUUAAAAAAUGUAUUCCGAUGUUUAACAUCGAAUCAAAUAUCUACAAUUGAAAUACCGCGGUCAGGAUUUACCUGACGAUCUAUGCCCAGCCACUGUUUCAUUUUUUACUCUAAAUAAUUUUUUGUAUCACGUUUUAAUGAAGUAAUCACUUAGAAUCGAAUGAAAUAAUUUGCAAAAACUGAGAAUUUGCUAUUAGUACUGAAAAGAGAAUCGGAUUGUGAUAGGAAAUGCAAUUUGUAUGCAAUAUGUAAUGAAUUAGAGAAUUGAUAACAACGUGGGAAGAAAUCGCGGUUACUUCGUUCCUUAUUCCCACCUGGGGAAUUUUAUUGUAAUUAAUAAAUACUUUUAAGGCA